Molecule: messenger RNA, 1542 nt
Organism: Metarhizium robertsii ARSEF 23
Lineage: Eukaryota; Fungi; Ascomycota; Sordariomycetes; Hypocreales; Clavicipitaceae
Product: rhomboid family membrane protein
Exons: 3
Coding region: 1-1542 (513 amino acids)
Biological process (GO): proteolysis
Cellular component (GO): membrane
Molecular function (GO): serine-type endopeptidase activity
Source: RefSeq, a predicted model, not a curated record
AUGGCGUCCAACACCUACUACUACGACAACAGCCAGCGUCCACCGCCGAGCUACCACUCGACGCCUGACCCCUACUUGCAACAGGCACAUAUGCCCUACCACAGCGAUAAUUCUCUCUCUGCAGCUCCAACCAUAUACGGUGCUGAUGGCAACAGCAGUAGUCACGUACAUGGUCAGCAAACUGGACAGUCUCCGUUUGCUUCUGUUUUUGACGACAACUACGCAGCCGGCAGCACCAGCACUCUACCACAUGGCCAUCAAGGCCAGUAUCCCGACACGGCCUACUACGGCCAGGCGGGCGCGGCCGUAGGACCCCAUGCCCAGGGUGAUAUCCCAUUGCAGGACCGAGCCGGCAAGAAUGAUGACAUGAACGAUCAUAUUUACGAUGCUCCAGACGCGGGAAUGGCGGGAGAAGGGCGAAAGAGGAGAAAACAUGUUCGUGUUGGCGAAUUGGGCAUGUUGGGAUCGGACAAGAAGAGGAUUCCCUGGGUAUGCUAUGUUUUUACGGUUGUGCAGGUGGGAGUGUUUAUCGGCGAGAUCAUUAAGAAUGGCAUGCUGACUGGCUCUCCCAUCAUGGUCAAGCCACAGUUCAACCCCAUGAUCGGCCCGUCGACCCAAGUCCUCAUCAACAUGGGCGCACGAUAUGUCCCCUGCAUGCACAACGUCAAGGAAAUCCAGGGUUCCAGCAUCCCCGUCUUGUUCUUGUGCCCCAACGCAACCCGAAAUGAUCAGUUCUGCCCUCUUUCCGAAGUGUGUGGAUUCGGCGGCGUGCCCGACCCGACUUUCAACAAUGCCAACCAGAGCCCUCAGCCGAACCAGUGGUUCCGCUUCAUUUUGCCCAUCUUUCUGCAUGCUGGUCUUAUCCACAUUGGCUUCAACAUGCUGCUGCAGAUGACGUUGGCCAAGGAGAUGGAAAUGGCGAUUGGGUCGGUGCGAUUCUUCCUCGUCUACCUCAGUGCUGGUAUAUUUGGAUUUGUCAUGGGCGGUAAUUUUGCCGCGCCUGGCGUUGCCUCCACCGGAGCUUCUGGCUCGUUGUUUGGAGUUAUUGCUCUGACCCUGCUGGACCUGUUCUAUUCUUGGACGGAGCGAAGAAACCCUGUCAAGGAUUUGAUGUUCAUAAUUCUGGACAUUGUGAUUUCCUUUGUGUUGGGACUGCUGCCCGGAUUGGAUAACUUUUCGCACAUUGGCGGGUUCCUGAUGGGCCUUGGGCUCGGCAUCUGUCUUUUGCACUCGCCCAACGCGCUCCGAAGAAGGAUUGACGGCAGCGACAACACGUCAUACUCGGUCGUCAACAGCGGCAGCGACGACACCGCGCCGGGCUUCCUCAAGAGCCCAAUUGGUUUCUUCAAGGGCCGAAAACCCCUGUGGUGGGCUUGGUGGCUUGUCCGGGCGGGCUUCCUCAUUGCCGUCAUCAUUGUGUUUAUUGUUUUGCUCAGCAACUUUUACAAGGGUACCCAUACCUGUGGUUGGUGCAAGUACCUCAGUUGUCUUCCUGUUAGCAACUGGUGCGACAUUGGAACGAUUCAAAAGCAACCCGCCUAA